Messenger RNA from Macrobrachium nipponense, 2030 nucleotides. RefSeq lists its product as uncharacterized. The record is from RefSeq and is a predicted model, not a curated record. The coding region runs from base 426 to 2030 and encodes 534 amino acids. The transcript has 2 exons. Lineage: Eukaryota; Metazoa; Arthropoda; Malacostraca; Decapoda; Palaemonidae.
GGGACUGCAUGGGGUUCCCGCUCAACCUUCUCUCGCUUCAGACAGCCAGUUACUGCGACAGACUCAGUCACUACUCCUUGGUGUCGGAGGAAGGUUGUAGGGGCUCUCUCUCUCCUCCUGCCGCGUGCUCCUACGUCACACCGGCCCCGAUGGCGGCAGUAAUUAGAUAGCGUAAUCGGUUCAGUGAACUCAAAAUCCAAAAUUACGGUGAGACAAGAGAUGAGCUGGACAGAGGCAUUAGUAAAUCAGUGAUUCAAAAUUACCUCAACUCCAAAAUGCCAGGCCUGUCUUUCCGAAAAAUUGGUGGAAGAGAGGACAGUGCACACUAUUUGGAAGCGACUCACGAUGGAUAUUGGUGUAGGAGGAACAGAGGAUAGUUGUGAACUGAAAAUUGCAAAAAGGUUCUGUAUGAAAGUAAGAGAAAUAUGGGCUUGAUCAUAGAAAAACAAAGGAGCGAGGAAGGGGAGGACCAGGAUGACGCGGAUAAGGAAGAGCAGGAUGAUGACGAUAGGGACGCGAAGAAAGAUGGCAGAAAGAAACGACGGAAAAAAGAGAAAUCUCGAGAGACAGCAAAGUCGGACGAAGGAGGCACUCCCGUCGAGGUUCAGGCGGAGUAUGAAGACCCGAAGGGGAGAAAAAGCCAGCGAGGAAAAUCAAAACUUCUGAAAGACUAUUGGAAAACAUGCCCUCGGGAAGGGGGCUCCUCACUCCCAAAGGGAGAGCGUCACCCCACUGAAGAAAGGGGUGAAGACGCAAGGACGCAAAGAGGGACAGACGCAGCCAGUGACUUAGAUGGGAAACGAAACUCGAAAAAAAUUGUCGAGAAGGAGGCGAAAAAUUCUGAAAAAUCGAAGAACUGUAAUAAAUGUGGUAUAUCCUGUUGCCUGAAAGUAAACGAAGACUCGGAUGAUAUCAGAGACGAGAAAGGAGCUGAUAAAGGCGAAGAGAAAGAAAUGGUGGUAGAAACACUUUCACCAGAUGAAAGUCAUUCCAGUGAUAAUGAGGCCCAUCUGGGAGACGGAAGUACCAUGGAAACCGAGACUAAAUCAAAUGAGGACCAAAAUCACCGCCGCCACCCGGCCAUAAAAGGAUCCAGGAGGAUACCCGAAUUUCCAGGCGGCAGCCCGUUUAGCAUCCGGAGAUACCAUGAGAAAAAGAGCCGUUAUCUGUCAUCCAGACCUACCUCCCUGGAAACAAUAAUAGAAGAUGUGACUCCUUCACCUUUCUUCUUUCAGGAUUCUAUUAUCCAAUAUUCUGACGGGAGAGAAGACCACCGCGGUAUCAGAGAGCGCGCGAAUCUUUUCCAGGUCAGACCAGAAGAAGAAAGCGAUGACAGGAAGGGAGAAGUCGGUUAUUUUGAGAAGAAUGACUUCGGCAGGUGGGAGGACAGUUCAGAAGAGGAUAUUCAGGAGGAAGACAUGAAUACUCUUCCACUCAGAAGCUCGAGAAUAUUUCGAGGCGUCAUAGAGAAUUUGAAUUACAUCUUUGACAAUGAUGGUGGAGGCGAUGACACAUUCUCUGCUGAUGCGACGAAUUUCUUGUUCCAGGAAUUAUACGAAGAAUGCACUUUAGGUAAAAGAGGUAGCUUCAGUUCUUCAAGUAGUUCCAAAUGCGAUUAUGGGACGGAGGAACGCUUAAGAGACAUUUCUGAGAAAGAAGAGGAGGAGGAGGAGGAGGAGGAUGCAUGUAGUGCUGACAAUGGAGGAGCGUCAAAACGUUCACAUUCAGGCCCUGCUGCUGCACAUCUUCAGUCACUUACGGAAGCAUUCAUCCAAAAUCAUCCUUUUCAGAACCAACUGCAAGGGAAAAAGGACAUCGAAUAUCCAGUUAGUUUGCCUGAAAUAAAUCAGCGUCACCGAAAUUCCUUUUCUUCCUCCGAAGAAUCGAAGGGAAAUCUCUCUCUCUCCGAACCUGGUUGUGAACGGCCUCAGGUGGCGAUGGCAGAGGAAUGGGGGAGCGGGGGCGGCGGGGGAGGUGGAAGAAAGCCUGAGGAGAUUCUAUUUCCUAAAGGACAUGUCUGGCGGAAGUGA